Ilex paraguariensis (yerba mate) is the source of this 609-nucleotide messenger RNA. The record is from the annotation of a GenBank genome assembly. NCBI's taxonomy places the organism in Eukaryota, Viridiplantae, Streptophyta, Magnoliopsida, Aquifoliales, Aquifoliaceae.
AUGUUUUCAUGGGCCAUACCCGAUAAAAGAGUUUGGGAACUGGGACGAAGCUCUACCUAUGAUCUGGUUGAACUUGGGCUUGAGUACCCAGAUGAAGCUGAGCUUGAAUCUGAGCUUAAGACCAUUGAGGCCUUCCCUUCAAUCGUUUUCGUAGGUGAGGCGAGGAGUAUGGAGGAAAAGCUUGUUGAUACGGUGUUGGGGAAUGCUUUUCUGUUGCAAGGAGGGGAUUGUGCCGAGAGUUUCAAGGAGUUCAGUGCUAAUAAUAUUCGUGACACUUUCAGAAUUAUUCUUCAGAUGAGCGUUGUUCUCAUGUUUUGUGGACAAAUGCCUAUUAUUAAGUUUGCUAAGUCGAGAUCAGAUCCAUUGGAGGAGAAGAAUGGAGUGAAGCUGCCAAGUUACAAGGGAGACAAUAUCAAUGGUGAUGCUUUUAAUGAGAAAUCGAGAAUUCCUAACCCUCAAAGGAUGAUAAGGGCUUAUUGCCAAGCUGUGGAAACUCUGAACCUUCUUAGAGUCUUUGCAACUGGAGGUUAUGCUACAAUGCAGAGGGUCACACAGUGGAAUCUUAAUUUUGUGAAGCACAGUGAGCAGGGAGAUAGGUUUGUUGUAUAA